GCCAUCAUCUUUGGUUCCCUGCUUCUGGUGGCCGCCUUGGUCUUCUGGGCCGUCAUUGCCGUGGAGGUCCUACAUCCUAUCAUCUCGGUCCUCCCCUAUCCAGACUGUCGAAACUGUUCCGCCGGAUUCAGCGGCAUCUUCGCCGCGACAGUUACUCUUUUCCAGCAGAUGGUCAUGGGAGAUGCAUGGGGCGCGAUUUCUUUGCCGCUCAUUGAGGCAGCCCCGUGGACUUUCCCCGUGCUCUUUGUGAUGAUGAUGACGGUCUCUCUGGGUGCCAUCCUCGCCGUGAUAGUCGAGCGGGCUGCGCAGGGGCGGGACAAGGACCAGGAGCGAAAGAUCAAGCAAAAGGAGGAGGAGAGGUCGAAGAACAUGAUCGACCUGGCCGUGCUAUGUGCCACGAUGGAUGAAGACAACAGUGGAUCGCUCUCCCUGGUAGAGAU
This is a messenger RNA of Symbiodinium necroappetens, 440 nucleotides long. Lineage: Eukaryota; Dinophyceae; Suessiales; Symbiodiniaceae. The record is from the annotation of a GenBank genome assembly.